This is a messenger RNA of Oryctolagus cuniculus (rabbit), 1845 nucleotides long. It is a transcript of the gene AQP10, whose product is annotated as aquaporin 10. Gene Ontology annotation, molecular function: urea transmembrane transporter activity; glycerol channel activity; water channel activity. Gene Ontology annotation, cellular component: plasma membrane; basolateral plasma membrane. The record is from RefSeq and is a predicted model, not a curated record. Gene Ontology annotation, biological process: glycerol transmembrane transport; water transport. Lineage: Eukaryota; Metazoa; Chordata; Mammalia; Lagomorpha; Leporidae.
GCAGACAGAGGGAGCAGUCGCUGCGACACGGCUGUCCCCACCAUGGCCUUCAGUCAGCUCCAGGCAGAAGUCAGGGACCACCUGCGGAUCCACAACCUCCUGGCCCGACAGUGCCUGGCAGAGUUCCUGGGUGUGUUUGUGCUCCUGCUCAUCACCCAGGGCAGCGUGGCCCAGGCUGUGACCAGUGAAGAAAGCAAAGGCAACUUCUUCACCAUGUUCCUGGGGGGCGCUCUGGCCGUGACCGUCGCCAUCUACGUGGGCGGCAACGUCUCAGGGGCCCACCUGAAUCCGGCCUUCUCCCUGUCCAUGUGCCUCCUGGGACGCUUCCCCUGGGCCAAGCUCCCCAUUUAUAUCUUUGUGCAGCUGCUGUCUGCUUUCUGUGCCUCGGGAGUUACCUACUCCGUCUACUACGAUGCCCUGCAGAACUAUACAGGUGGGAACCUCACAGUGACUGGUCCCAGGGAGACGGCCUCCAUCUUCACCACCUAUCCUGCCUCUUAUCUGUCCCUGAGCAACGGCUUCUGGGACCAGGUUCUGGGCACCAGCGUUCUGAUUGUGGGGCUCUUGGCCAUCCUGGACAGACGGAACAAGGGCGUGCCUGCCGGUCUCGAGCCAGUGGUAGUGGGGCUUCUGAUCCUGAGCAUUGGCUUAUCCUUGGGUGCCAACUGUGGGUACCCACUCAACCCUGCACGGGACCUGGGCCCACGGCUCUUCACCUAUGUGGCUGGCUGGGGCCCUGAAGUAUUCAGUGCUGGCAACGGCUGGUGGUGGGUGCCCGUGGUGGCCCCUAUGGUGGGGGCCGUCCUCGGCACGGCUGUGUACCACUUGCUGGUGUCUCUGCACCACCCGGAGGACUCAGAGCCAGCCCAGGAGGCGAAGCCUGCCCUACAGACUCACUCGGUCCAGACGCUGGAGUGUAAGCUGUGACCAUGACAGCCCUCGCCUACCUGGAAGGCCACUGGGGACAGCCACCCAACUUGCCUGCCAGCCACACGGCCACUCUUCUUUAUGCCAGAUUCUCUGUGUACCCAUCCGGGCAGCCCUUCCUCCUCAACCGGGAAAGAUGCCAGACACGGGCGGACUGCAGGCAGACGAGGGUCAGGAACUCACGCCCCUCACCCCUGGCCCCACGAAGGGUAUUCUGACCCUCAGGGCCUCUAGGAACGCAGGAGCGCCCAGCAGCCGCCAGGGGGCGCGCGCCCGGGGUGCCAGCCUGGGGGACCCCACGGGGCGCCAGGGCCCGAUCACCUAGCGCGGGCCCGAACCCUGGGCACUUCCCUCCAAAGCCUGGGCCCGACUGCACCUCCCAGCUCUCGGAACCUCGGCGCCGCCCGCCGUCACCCUCACGGGGGCGCCUCCCUUACGCUGGGCCGCCCGCAAAGGUAGCCGAGGGUGAGGCACUGCCUCCACCCAAGGGGCGUGGUGCGGGCCGAGCACAGCCCUCGAGCCCUCGAGCCCUCGGAGACGGGCAGAGAAACUGAGGCACAACUCGACAGCUGGACAAUCGGGGCCGUGUCGUUCAGGGAGGGGGUGCAGUCCAGUGAGGCGAUCCAGGGCGAGGAGAGAAGGCGAAGGGAGUGGGCGGUGGCCCCUAGGGGCGUGAUUCCGGGAGCGAGGGGAAACCGGCGUGGAGGAAAAGCCUCGUCGUUCACCGCGUCCCCAGCCCUCACGCCCCCCCUCCCGGGAACGUGCUUUCCGCAGGGAAGGCGGCGUUCUCCCAGUCCCUUCCCUCCGAAUUAAACAGAACACCUCGGCGCUACCUGGCCUCGAGAAUCGUUUGUUUCAGCCGCGGGGAGGAUGCGAGGGCUGGGUUCCCGGCCCUGGAGCUCCCCGCGGGCCGGUGAA